Nanorana parkeri is the source of this 3264-nucleotide messenger RNA. It is a transcript of the gene TOP1, whose product is annotated as topoisomerase (DNA) I. The transcript has 23 exons. Gene Ontology annotation, cellular component: chromosome; nucleolus. Gene Ontology annotation, biological process: DNA topological change; DNA replication; chromosome segregation. The coding region runs from base 63 to 2504 and encodes 813 amino acids. The record is from RefSeq and is a predicted model, not a curated record. NCBI's taxonomy places the organism in Eukaryota, Metazoa, Chordata, Amphibia, Anura, Dicroglossidae. Gene Ontology annotation, molecular function: DNA binding; DNA topoisomerase type I (single strand cut, ATP-independent) activity.
CUUACUACCGGCACCCCUCAUUCAUUCAUUGACAUCCCCCCACCUUCUGUACCUGGUGAAGGAUGAGUGGAGAUAACAGUCAAAACGACUCACAGAUUGACCCGAAUUUUCGAGCGAACGACUCCCAUAAACAUAAGAAAGACAAGGAGCAUCGUCACAAAGAACACAAGAAGGACAAAGACCGUGAAAAAUCCAAACACAACAACAGUGAGCACAAAGAUCCUUCUGAAAAGAAACACAAGGACAAACACAAAGAUGUUGAGAAACACAGAGAAAAGGACGGCGAGAGACAUCGGGAGAAGGAUGGUGAAAAACACAGAGAAAAGGAUGGCGAGAGACAUCGGGAGAAGGAUGGCGAGAGACACCGCGAGAAAGAUGGUGAGAAACAUCGAGACAAAGAGAUCGAGAAGCACAAGGAUGGUGAGAAACAUCGAGAUGGAGAAAAGCAUAAAGAAAAACACAGAGACAAAGAUAAGGAAAAAAGGAAGGAAGAAAAAGAAAAGCUAAAAUCCUCCAUGGACAGUGGGAAGGUGAAAAAAGAAAAUGGCUUCUCUAGUCCUGUCCAUGUUAAAAAUGAACCAGAAGAUGAUGGCUACACCUUCUCUCCCAAGGAGAACAAGGCAUUGAAGAGAUCCAGAGAGGAUGAAGAUUCUGAUUACAAGCCCAAAAAAAUUAAAACCGAAGAUGGCAAAAAGGCAAAAAAACGAAAACAAGAAGAAGAGGAUGUAAAACCUAAGAAAAUGAAGAACAAAGUCAAAGGGCAGGGGGGUGACAUUAGGAAGAAAAAGUUGAAGAAAGAAGAGGAGGAGAAGUGGAAAUGGUGGGAGGAGGAACGUCAUACAGACGGUGUCAAGUGGACCUUUCUGGAACACAAAGGACCUGUGUUUGCUCCACCUUAUGAACCUCUCCCAGACAAUGUGAAAUUUUACUAUGAUGGUAAACAUGUCAAGCUCCGCCCCAGAGCCGAAGAAGUAGCCACUUUCUUUGCAAAAAUGUUGGAUCACGAAUACACUACAAAAGACGUCUUCAGGAAAAACUUCUUUAAAGACUGGAAGAAGGAAAUGACUGCUGAGGAACAAGGUCUCCUUACCAACCUGAACAAGUGUGACUUCACUCAUAUGAGCACAUACUUCAAAGCUCAGUCUGAGGCCAGGAAACAGAUGACCAAGGAGGAGAAACAGAAAAUCAAAGAGGAGAAUGAGAGGUUGCUGCAGGAAUAUGGCUUCUGUAUCAUGGACAAGCACAAAGAAAGAAUUGCCAAUUUCAGGAUAGAACCUCCAGGCUUGUUCAGAGGUCGAGGAAAUCAUCCCAAAAUGGGCAAAUUAAAGAGGAGGAUCAUGCCUGAAAACAUCAUCAUUAACUGCAGCAAAGACUCAAAGGUUCCCGCUCCUCCCCCUGGACACAAGUGGAAGGAAGUCAGACAUGACAAUAAAGUUACUUGGCUAGUUUCCUGGACUGAAAACAUCCAAGGAUCUAUCAAAUAUAUUAUGUUGAAUCCUAGUUCCCGUAUUAAGGGUGAAAAAGACUGGCAGAAAUAUGAGACCGCCCGCAGGCUGAAGUUAUGUGUUGAGAAGAUCCGCAAUUCAUACAAAGAUGACUGGAAAUCCAAGGAAAUGAAGGCCAGACAGAGAGCUGUUGCACUGUACUUUAUUGACAAGCUUGCUCUGAGAGCCGGUAACGAAAAGGAAGAAGGAGAGACGGCCGACACUGUAGGUUGCUGCUCAUUGAGAGUGGAACAUAUAAAACUUUUCCCAGAGAUAGACGGACAGGAGUUUGUGGUAGAGUUCGACUUCCCGGGUAAAGAUUCCAUCCGCUACUACAACAAGGUGCCUGUGGAGAAAAGGGUUUUCAAGAAUCUGCAACUCUUUAUGGAAAACAAACAGCCCGAGGAUGACUUGUUUGAUAGGCUCAAUACAAGCAUUUUAAACAAACACCUUCAGGACCUGAUGGAUGGACUAACAGCAAAAGUGUUCAGAACAUACAACGCCUCUAUUACUCUACAGCAGCAACUAAAGGAGCUCACCAACUCCGAUGAUAACAUCGCUGCCAAAAUCUUGUCUUACAACCGUGCCAACAGAGCUGUGGCUAUAUUGUGUAACCAUCAGCGUGCUCCUCCUAAAACAUUUGAGAAGUCCAUGCUGAACCUGCAAACCAAGAUUGAUGCCAAGAAGGAUCAGCUAGCAGAUGCACGACGAGAGCUGAAAAGCGCCAAAGCAGACUCCAAGGUCCGGCGAGUAAAAUUUUCAUUGCAGAUGGUGGAAAGCAAAAAGAAGGCUGUACAGAGGAUAGAGGAGCAGCUGAUGAAACUGGAGGUUCAAGCCACAGACAGAGAAGAAAACAAACAAAUUGCUUUAGGAACCUCGAAACUGAACUACUUGGACCCAAGAAUCUCUGUAGCUUGGUGUAAAAAAUUUGAAAUCCCCAUCGAGAAGAUCUACAACAAAACACAGCGAGAAAAGUUUGCUUGGGCUAUCGACAUGGUGGAGGACGACUACGAAUUUUAACGGGCGCGCAAGAGACGAUGUUGUGUUCUUAAUUUGUUUUUAAUUAUUAUUUUAAGCCUGGAUGUCACCUCGGAAAGGGAUUUUAUGAGAGAGCUGUGCGCCUUACCUUUUUAUUAACUUAAUUUUAUUUUAAGAUGGGAAGGGGAUAUGCAGCAGAUUAAGGGGAGGAAAAAAAAAGAGGUGAAUUAAGAGUAAAAUAUUAAUAUUACCAUCCCCUUGCUGCCUUCAGUAUUGUCCCAUGGACAAGAACUAUAUAUACAUAUGUACAAAAAUGGAUGAGCUGAAGUUGUGACUACGCUGUUUUUAUGUGUGUUUUAAGAUUGGAGGUUUUCACCAGGCAUAAAAAUCCGCUUUUCAAAAAAGUCUGUAUAAUAGUUAAAAAAAAAAAAAAAAAUAUCCUGUGUGUUUUUACAUUUAAGAUUUUUUGCGAUAACGUCUAUUUUAAUAGAAAACUAUAAAUUGUACCCUUCCCUUUCAUCUGGACAUAUCCCCUUACCCUGGUUACACUGUUCUGCUGAAAAGAGGGGGCGUGUUGUCUGGCAGCUGAGGGGGGUCACUUCGACUCCUUCCCAUUAAUAGUGAAUCUGGGCCUUGUGUUCUAAAACUGGGGACAGGAAGCCAUUUUUUUUAUUUUUCUUGCAGCAACCAAUCAGGUGAAGCUUUUUAUGUCAUCUCCAUCCAGAUGCAAUCUGGUUCCCGUAGACCGCAAACUCUUAUCCAAUCAGGUUUCAUCUGUCCUUUGCAUGUUGGGGAACUAAAA